Messenger RNA from Diabrotica balteata, 1270 nucleotides. The record is from the annotation of a GenBank genome assembly. Lineage: Eukaryota; Metazoa; Arthropoda; Insecta; Coleoptera; Chrysomelidae.
UGAUAACCAUUCCAACAUUAAAAUAGAUUUUGUGUCGUAUAGAAGUUAUUGAUCCAAAUUACACAAUCGACGGGGUUAUUUGGAACUAUUGAAAUUUGAUGCCUUUGUUAUUUUUUGAUAUAGGAUUACGAAUUACGAUAGUCAGUCAGUCGGUGUGUAACUUAAAACUUACUUCUUUACUAUAUUAUAGUAGGUGCAAGGUGUACAGUGUAUUUAGUUAAUCUCAAUUAAUCGUGAUGGCAUUGUCAAUUAAGGUUGGAAUUAUUGGAGGUACAGGAUUUGACGAUCCAGACAUCUUAAAAAAUCGCAAAGAAAAAACUGUGUCAACACCUUUUGGAAACCCAUCUGAUUCGUUAAUUUUGGGAGAAAUCGACGGUGUUCCAUGCGUGUUACUAGCUCGACAUGGUCGAAAACACGAUCUUAUGCCCAGUGAUGUAAAUUAUAGAGCCAAUAUUUGGGCCUUAAAAGAAGAAGGAUGUACGCAUAUUAUAGCCACUACAGCUGUAGGCUCGCUUCAAGAACAUUAUAAGCCUGGAGGUUUAGUUUUAGUGGAUAGCUUUAUCGACAGAACAACAAAUCGUAAACAAACAUUUUAUGACGGCGAACCUGGACAUCCUGUAGGAGUUAGCCACAUUCCUAUGGAACCUGCCUACUGCCAGAAAACUAGAGAAUUGAUUCUAGAAGUAGCUGAAAAACUUGGAAUUUCCAUAAUGAAAACUGGUACUAUCGUUACUAUUGAAGGACCAAGAUUUUCUACAAAAGCCGAGAGUAAAAUGUACAGAUCUUGGGGCGGCGAUAUCAUAGGAAUGACACAAGUUCCCGAAGUUGUUCUUGCGAAAGAAGCUGGUAUUUGUUAUGCAAAUGUAGCCUUGGUGACUGACUAUGACUGCUGGAGGGAUUCUGGAGUUAAAGUAUGUGUACCCGAAGUUAUGAAGACGUUUAGGGAAAAUAUUUCUAAAGUUAUUAAGCUAGUUUUAUCCAUUGUGCCUAAAAUUGGCGAGACUGACUGGAAUAAAACAAUAACAGAGUUACAGGAAGUGCAGCAAAGUAGUGUGAUGUUACCACAUUAAUCCAAAUCGAAAAAUCAAUUCCACAUUCCAGUCUAAGUAUUCUAAACCAAUGACAUUAUUUUUAUACUAUUGUUACAUGGCUUGAAGAAAAAAUUUCAUAAUCUUGAAAUAAUAUUCCGUACAUUAUAUAUGUAGCACAAAAUAUUUGCUUGUAUUUGUAGCAAGGUAUUUUAUCGUAAUAAAAAAGUAUUUGCAAUAAA